Molecule: messenger RNA, 2067 nt
Organism: Salmo salar (Atlantic salmon)
Lineage: Eukaryota; Metazoa; Chordata; Actinopteri; Salmoniformes; Salmonidae
Product: derlin-1
Source: RefSeq, a predicted model, not a curated record
AGUGAGCAGUUCAAGAGCUAGUCGCGAGAAGAUUGAGGUAUAAUAAGAAGCCACGUCAUGAAAACUUGACUGAGGAAACAAACGUUCGUGAAUAGUUGUUGUAAUCGAAAGGGAAUUAUAACACAAGGGGUAUCGUCAGUCACCACAGGACUUUGGGACUGUUCGUUUGCCUUUAGGCAAUUCGUUGACUGUGGUCGUUUUGCCAAGAUCGUAUGGAAAGAUGUCAGAUAUCGGGGACUGGUUCAAAACAAUCCCGUUCAUCACCCGGUACUGGUUUGCUGGGUCGAUUGCGGUUCCCUUGAUAGGUAAACUGGGACUAAUCAGUCCCAUGUACCUCGUCUUAUGGCCAGAGAACUUCUUUCACAAAUUUCAGGUAUGGAGACCAAUCACCUCCACCCUAUACUUCCCUGUGGGCCCUGGAACAGGCUUCCUCUACCUAGUGAAUCUUUAUUUCCUCUACCAGUACUCUACCAGGCUGGAGACAGGUGCGUUUGAUGGGCGACCGGCUGACUUUGUGUUCAUGCUGCUGUUCAACUGGAUCUGCAUCGUUAUAACCGGCUUAAUGAUGGACAUGCAGCUCCUGAUGAUCCCGUUGAUAAUGUCGGUCCUGUACGUGUGGGCUCAGCUGAACAGAGAAACCAUAGUCUCCUUCUGGUUUGGGACACGCUUCAAAGCAUGUUAUCUACCCUGGGUCAUCCUUGGAUUCAACUACAUUAUUGGGGGCUCUGUUGUCAAUGAACUGAUUGGGAACCUGGUGGGCCAUCUGUACUUCUUCCUGAUGUUUAAAUACCCCAUGGACCUGGGAGGCAGGUCCUUCCUGUCAACACCUGACUUCCUGUACCGCUUCCUGCCCAACAGACGAGGGGGCGUGUCUGGGUUUGGAGCUCCACCCAGCAGGAGACCUGCAGCUCCUGAGGCCGGUGCUGGUGGUGGUGGUGGAGGUAUGGGAGGACGUCAUGCCUGGGGAGCUGGCUUCCGUCUAGGGGACGACUGAGACUGUCCUACUGAGUAGCAGGACAAAGACUCUUGUCUCCACAAGACUCUCCACUCCUCAAGACUACUGCCGAUGUCCAAAUUGUGCAGAAGAAAGCAGAUUGUUUUUGUAUCUAACUCCCGGGUAGAAAUGAUCAGCAUGUUAUUCUUUCUUUCAGUGCUCUCUUUUACACAAGAUGCCAUAUCUGAUUACACUGUAAUUACAGGGCUCCUCCUAACCAGUGUGUUGCCUCAGCCGCAGCCAGCCUUUUCAGAGCGUGGGUUUGGCUAUUUAGAAAAGCAUUGUUCUGGGAGAGAACAGCCGAGCACUAAGGACUGGAUUCUCUUUGCUCCUCUCUCCUUAAAUAGAAGACGGGGUAACAGCAACACACACGCUGGCUGUGUAGAUAGAGGCUCAUAUAUAAUAACACAAAACAAUAUAUCUUCUUCACCCCCCCCCCCCCCGGGUCUGUGCUGUUGUAUGAUCGCACCACCACACUGAAUGUUUCUGUUUUGAAUGGGGGAGUAGGGUCGAAGUUGUGGAAAAAAAUUCAAAUCUUCAACAUAGUAUAAAAAUUCAAUAGUGAUGCAACAAUGCAGUCUGUUAUGAGAGAAAUGCCUACAGUCUGUGCUCCCAGUAGAUUGCUUUGGAUCCAUAUAAAAGUGCAGUGUCAUGGUUCUGUUUCUCCUUUGGUUUAGCUCUGCAACAUGGAAAUUAAAUGAAACUGCAAGAUUUCAUGAAUACCCCCAGUUGGUGUGAAAUGGGUAUCAAUUGUUUUCACGAUGAGUGAUUUUCAGUCAGAAGAUGAUCCAGUCUAAAUAGCAGCACACUUGUCUUGAGGAUGAAGAGUUAUUCACCAGGGUUGGGGUCAAUUUCAAUUCAAGAAGUUAACUGAAAUUGUUUUUCCCCUCAGAAGCAUUGAGGAAAAGGAAUUUCCAAUGGAAUUGACCCCGACACACAUGUACAGUGACCCUUGACCUUAUACCAGAGGAUGUCUUUUUUUUUGGCUGGGUCUGCUUCUCUAACUUUUGUACUUGAGUAAACAGAACAUAACUUCUCAGUUUUGUUGCAUAAAAACAUCUUUGAACAUUGUA